Sorghum bicolor (sorghum) is the source of this 384-nucleotide messenger RNA. Its product is annotated as predicted GPI-anchored protein 58. Bases 1 to 384 code for a protein of 127 amino acids. The record is from RefSeq and is a predicted model, not a curated record. Lineage: Eukaryota; Viridiplantae; Streptophyta; Magnoliopsida; Poales; Poaceae. The transcript has a single exon.
AUGCCCUCGGCUUGCCCCGUCUCGCCCCGUAGGGCCGUGCCCGCGACCUCGCCGGCGGUGGCCAUGGCGCCGCCGUCCCUGCCCGCCGCGCCGCCGCGGUCCCGCCGCUCGCGUGCCCACGCGCGGUCCACGGUGGACCGCGGCCCAGCGCCCCGUGCGGCCGGUCCACGUGGACUCGGUCCACGUAGCCGCCAGCGCCGCCCCCGCGCCCGGUCCACCAUGGACCGGUGGACCGCCACCCCCUCCCCCGGUCCACAGCACAGUGCCGUGGACCGGCCACUCCCGAGCCGCCACGUGGCCGAGCCGGCCAGCACCCCCGCGCGCCCCUGCCGCUUUGCGAAAAGGCCCCUGCCUUUCUUUAAAAUUAACCCGCGGCCCGGCUGA